Messenger RNA from Syngnathus acus (greater pipefish), 5977 nucleotides. It is a transcript of the gene mgat3b, whose product is annotated as beta-1,4-mannosyl-glycoprotein 4-beta-N-acetylglucosaminyltransferase b. NCBI's taxonomy places the organism in Eukaryota, Metazoa, Chordata, Actinopteri, Syngnathiformes, Syngnathidae. Gene Ontology annotation, cellular component: membrane. The coding region runs from base 758 to 2554 and encodes 598 amino acids. The record is from RefSeq and is a predicted model, not a curated record. Gene Ontology annotation, molecular function: beta-1,4-mannosylglycoprotein 4-beta-N-acetylglucosaminyltransferase activity. Gene Ontology annotation, biological process: N-acetylglucosamine metabolic process; protein N-linked glycosylation. The transcript has 5 exons.
GGGGCGAGGGAGGGGGGGCGUCCUUCCAGAUUUGACUGCUCCGCUCCUGAUCACAGAACAAAUAACAUGGACGUUCAUUGCCUCCUCCGCCAACCCCCUUCUCCUAUUUCUGCCCCCCACCUUCCGCCUGUGGUUGGCCCCCCUGCAUCCACCCUUCCGUGCAGCCCCCUCCCCUGCCCUCCCCUCCAUCGCUUAUCCGCGGCAGCGUGACGGGGGAGGCGGAGCUCCCCUCUCGCUGAGCUGCCUUCGCCGCCUUCGCUGCCUUCACCGCCGCCGCCGCCGCCGCCUUCGCUCGCCCUCCUUCCAACCUGCAGCGAAGAUGAUCCGUCGCCGCUGAAGAGCAAGACGAGCAAGGACUAUUUUUUGGUUGCGUUUGCACGGCGGGGUAGAAAACGCAGAGGCCGGGAAGGCGGAGGUCCGGGAAACACGCACCCAAAUCGGCCCGAGAGGACGGUGGACAUCGGCGGUUGACACCCCCGCGAAGGCGCCCCCCCUCCCCUCCUCUCCCACCACCGCGUCCCGCCUCAUCCCUUCCAUCCUCGCGAAUUCGGAAAGAAGGGAUUAUAGCCGCCGUUGCCGCCGCCGCCAUCGGCGAUCCCCCCCCGGAUUUGCAGCGUUCCUCCCCGGCCUCAGCAGGGUCCUCCCUCCUCCCAGCCAGCCGGGGAUGCGGCGCCUUGUGCGGGAUAGAGUCGGACGAGCAACCGGGCUCUCAUCCGCAGUGGACCCAUGAAAGACAUUUGACACGAGCACAGAUGGGAUGAAAAUGCGGCGGCACAGGGUGUUCUUGCUGUGCACGGUGGGCCUGUGCGUCAUCUCCUUCCUGCACUACUACAAGGCCCUCCACUAUGUGUCCCUCCUGCGCGAGCUCUCGGCGCCGUAUCCCAACAUCAAGUCCAUCGUGGUGGCCGGAUUCUUCUGGCAGGAGAAGGGACCCGGAACGGGCACGCCGCUCAGCCCCGCUUCUCCCGAGGAGGCGCCCCCGCUGCCGGUCCUCCGCCCGUCGCUCCCCAAAACCAGAGCUUCGGCCGAGGGGGACCGGGUCGCGGCCGAGGCGGAAGGGACCGGCGCGGUGGCCAGCGCGGGACUGGAGAUGAGGAUCGGGGAGGUGCCGGCGCCUCCUCACCCUUGGGAGAAACCGGACGAGAACCCGAGGGGGGACCUUCCGAGUCGGCAGCAACAGGAAGACGGCCUUCCCCUACGGCAUCCCACCCACCUGACCGGCGACCCGGCCCACCCGACGGCGUUCCUCAAAACCGGGCCGCCCUCGGACUCGUCGGAAUCCAUGGGCGACCUGCACACCCGCACUUACCGGCUGCGAGACGACAAGACGCCGUACUUUGCCCGAACCCGAGCCGGGGCGCUCUGCUUCCGACAGGGCACCGAGGUGGUCGGACCCAAAGCGGGCGGCGCCGGCGGGGCGGCCGCCCUCCCCGGCGGGGCCGCCGGCACGGGCCGUCGCAAACCUCUGCAGCUCCAGCAGCGGGCCUCGGCGGCGCCCAAGGCCAAGACCCGGGCCACGCGGGGCGGGCGGCGGCUGGUGAAGUGCGUGUGCCGGCCCGGUUGGCACGGCCCCUACUGCGGGGUGCCCACCAUGGUGUACCACUCCAACCUGCCCACCAAGGAGCGUCUGACGCCCAGAGAGUUGCCCCGCCGCGUCAUCAACGCCAUCAACGUCAACCACGAGUUCGACCUGCUGCACGUUCGCUUUCACGAGCUGGCGCAGGCCGUCGACCUCUUCCUCGUGUGCGAGUCCAACUUCACCGCCUACGGCGAGAGAAGACCUCUCAGUUUCCUGCGUCUGCUCCUGAACGGCACCUUCGACUACGUGCGCCACAAGAUCCUGUACGUGUUCCUGGACCAUUUCCCCGAUGGCGGGCGACUGGACGGCUGGAUCGCCGACGACUACCUGCGCACGUUCCUGACGCGCAACGGCAUGUCGCGGGUGGAGGGCGGCCGGCCGGACGACGUCUUUGUCAUCAACGACGCCGACGAGAUCCCGGCUCGCGAGGGCCUCCUCUUCCUCAAGCUGUUUGACGGCUGGACCGAGCCCUUCGCCAUCCACAUGCGCAAGUCGCUGUACGGCUUCUUCUGGAAGCAGCUGGGCUCCCUGGAGGUGGUGUCGGGCUGCACCACGGGCAUGCUGCACGCCGUCUACGAGGGCGACGGCAUCAAGCUGCGCCGGCGCGAGUACUACACCAUGGCGGCCUUCCGCAAGUAUGAGAACGACACGGGCCACAUCCUGGUCCAGUGGUCCCUGGGCAGCCCCUUCCACUUUGCCGGCUGGCACUGCUCCUGGUGCUUCCCCCCCGAAGGCAUCCUCUUCAAGCUGGUGUCGGCCCAGAACGGCGACUUCCCCCGCUGGGGUGACUACGAGGACAAGCGCGACCUGGGCUACAUCCGCCAGCUGAUCCGGACCGGCGGCUGGUUCGACGGCUCCCUGCAGGAUUACCCGCCCGUGGACCCCAAGGAGCACAUGUACGCACCCAAGUACAUGCUGGACCACAACCAGCGAUACCGCUACCUCCUGGACAACCCCUACGCCGAACGACGCUGACCCGAGCGGGACCGGCCUGGGAACCGGACCGGACUGGACGCGACCACUGGAUUUACGCAAGCGCUCGUUCCCCCCUCCACUCUUUCUUGUCGUCACGUUUGGAGACUUCCUCUUCACACACACACGCACCUUCCUGCGUGUGUGUGAGAGAGACGGACUACUCGCGUGUGUGUGUGUUUGGACCAACGAGCCAUCAUCAGUCCUCAAUCCGUUCAAAGGAGGUUUUUGCUGUGAUUUGAUUGCACCCACAUGUGGAUCGCAAGUGUGUGUGUGUGUGUGUAUGGGGGAGUGUGCGUGUACUAAUCCGUUGUGAGUUACCAGUGUGCGUGUGUGUGUGUGCGCGCGCUUUUGUAUGUUAAAGGGAGGUUUUGCUGUGGUUUUGCCCCCCCCCACCCCUUCAUGAGAAUUGCAGGUGUGUGUGUGUGUGUGUGUGCCAAUCAUAAGUGAGUGUUGAGCGUGUGCGCGCGCGGCAGGCCAAAAGAACUUUUGACUCCUCCUCGGAAACAAAUCGUACGUCCCGAGAAGAUGAGCGAGUGGGCACUUCCGUGUGCGUGUUUUGUUGAUAUCAAAUAAUGUUAGUCACUCAAGUUCAACUUGUAUUUGGUGUGACGACGGCGACGGAAAAGGACGGCGGCGCCCAUGUUGACUGCGCAAAAGACACUUGCUCGCUACCAUGGUGACAGAAAACAGGCCAAGACGGUGGUUGCUAGGGUAACAGAAGACAAGCCAAUGCUUAAUUACCAUAGUGACAGAAGACAGGAAAGUGGUUACCAUGGUGACCAAAAACAGGGCCGCUGAUUUUAUCCAUAUCGUUCAGUAUUUGUAAAGAAAGUAAAAGUGCUUUGGUUGCCAUGGAAACGCUGCAAUCACGGCAAUAAAUCAGAGCUGAGAGGCUUUGGGGCGCGCAAGCUGCAAUCAAGCUUCAACAUCUGGGCGUUAGCGCAGCACGCGUGGCGAUGACCCCCGUGACCCCCGUCGCCGCGGCAACCGUCCUCACCACAGCGUGCCGAUGGCGUGAUGUCAUCGAGUUAGCCUUCAGCUUCGGAGCCAAUGUUGACAUCAACAAGAGCUUUAGUUUCAUUGGAAUGACUUAUUUUUGAACAAAUCAAGAUUAGAUUUUUACAUUAGAAUGAUGAGGUUGUAUAAAGCAACACAAAAUGAAUAAGUGUUCCCAUAAAACUUAUCAACACAAAACACCAAACUUUGCGGAUGUUGUUUGGCUCUUCCAUUGACCCUUUUUAUUUGGGCUACCUAACCUGAAAUCAAGGAGUCCGCUCAUAUUUAACGAUUCGGGGAUUUUUUUUUUUUUUUUUUUUAUGCGUGUGUGCCUGCAAUUCUCAUGUGCUAUUUCUCCAGUUCACCUUCAAACAAUCAUAUCCUGGGUUUCCGUGGCAACCGGCCGGCGGAAGUAGGAGGAACGACGGGGAGGGAAGGGAGGAAUCAUUGAUUAUUUUUGCACAUUUUCUGUCUUGUUUUGAUGAAAUUUAUGCGUGUGUGUUUCUAUUUAAAUUGUGUUGAAAUGGCAUCUACUUGGCAGCUUGAUAUUUAAUAAGUGGUUUGCGGCGUGCGUGCGUGCGUGCGAGCGAGUGUGCGUGUGUCAGCCUGCUGUUGGAAAAGACGUUCACUCACUCACUCACUCACUCACUCACUCACUCACUCACUCACGCGUCUCUUACCUCCUCCAAAGCCAUCAAGUAACCAAUCACUGAGGCUUUUGUUUUUGUUCUUUUUGGCAUGGUUUUCCCGCAUCGCUCGCUGUGAUUGUCCGUUUUCUGAUGCAUUUAGCAGCGUGAAUGCACCUUAUUGAUUUGUGUUAACAUUGGGUCAUUAACAGGGUUGUUCUGUUAUCUUGAUACUAUUUUUAUGUUGUUGUUAUUGUUUUUGGAAAAUGUGUGAAAAUGUGUUAUUUUUCCCAUCUUUUUGUACUAAGCAAAAUGUGUUGAAGCCAAAGCGUGGUAGCAUCGACAACACGCACGCACGCACAACACAUUAGCCCCUUUCGCACUAUUCGUUCGAGCGCGACUGUAUGCCGGUCAAGUGAACUUCUUACUGUGCGUGUUGACCCCAAAUAGGUCAUAGAAGUUGACCUGCAAAAUUUGGUUUCCCUUCCCACUGUAUGUGUAAAAGGUAGUGAGUGACACGAAAUGUCUUGUUGAAGUCCACUUGUGAAUUUCCUGCCUUCCACUAUCAAAUUUGCGACUGUGUGGUGCAGUGUCACUGUGUCAAAAUUGCUCUUUGCUGGGUUCCGUGUGAAAGGCACAGGCAAAUAUUUUGCGGAAGCUCACGGCUGUCACGUGGUCACUUUGCAGGCUCUCCGUCGAAAGCGUGUGUGCGCAUUUUGCGGCAGUAUUAGCCGUAAGGGCCGAGCCACAUCCAUUUUCCCUCGCUUUUGUGUGAAAGGGGCUACUGUUUGUCGCUGGCCAAUAAAAUGAUCCAAAUACUGACAGCUUUAUUUUAAAAGCACGUGUGAAAUUUUGGGGGGGACUAAUUGCAACUUGUGUACCCCCUCCGUACGUCCCUGCACUGAUUGUUCAAGCUCACAUAGUUUUAUUUUUUAUAUCUUUUUUGUCUUGUUGAUUUCAGUGGAGUGAGUACUUGUGUGUAUGCGUAUGUGUGCGGUCCGGUGGCUCGGUGUUCCAAGAGGAAGACCCCCACAGACCAAAAAAAGGGCCUGGGGGGUAAGAUACUUUCACACAAAAUAAUAAAAGACUAUCGGGGGGUGAUGGGAAAAAAGGAAAGAAAGAAAAAAAAAAAAAAAACAUUUGUAAGUGAACUCGAGUGGUGUUUACUCAAAUGACGUAUGUAUGUUAAUCAUCAACAACCACGAAAGUUCUAUGGCAAAGAUAUAAUAAAUUAAUUUCGAAAUUUCAACCAUGUUCUGAUGAUGUGUGAAAGCUUUAGUGACAUGACAUUUUUCGGACGCUUUCCUAUAUAAAAAUGAUCAUUUUUAGCGGGGUAAUGAAUGCUAUUUGGUGCAUGUCAAUAUGAAAAACGUUCCAUCUCUAUAAUAAUAAUUACCUUUACACUUCACUGGUUAUCGAGCCCGUUGGUAUAAUGUUUCAAAAUUAUAAUAUUGAUGGAACUGCGUCCCCAAAUUUCAUCUAAUGUUAAAAAUGCAUUCCAGUCGUCCACAAAAAUGCAGCGUAGUAAUGUAUCGCACGAGGUGGUUUCUUGCACCUCUUAGCGGUGAAAGAGUGAAAAGAAAACCCCUUUUUGAGGAGGCCAUGCCACAUUGACGUAAUGCUCAAAGGUGACCGCAUAAAGUCGCUGGCGUAUCAAAAUAUGAGACCACGUGCUCAAACGUAUUGUGACGCCAUUGCGGAAAGUUUGAACCUUAUCCGUCAACAUUGUCACUUUUCAAGUGGUCUGGGGAAAAAAAGAAAGAUGAAUAUUUAAAAUGGAAAGUUACAAGAUCUAUGUGUU